This is a messenger RNA of Saprolegnia parasitica CBS 223.65, 1627 nucleotides long. RefSeq lists its product as hypothetical. The coding region runs from base 18 to 1568 and encodes 516 amino acids. Lineage: Eukaryota; Oomycota; Saprolegniomycetes; Saprolegniales; Saprolegniaceae. The transcript is spliced from 2 exons. The record is from RefSeq and is a predicted model, not a curated record.
UCCAAGUCGUCGUCGCCAUGAGCAGCCUCGUCCGAACGGCGCUGGAGCUCUACGCCGAGCACCGCCGCGAGAAAUCCAAGCUCAAGCGCUUUCUGAGCUGGCUCACGUUCCUCUCGCUCUCGAGCUUCUUCUUCCACCCCGAUGGCAUGGUCUGGAUCGUUUUGCAGCACGCGCACACCCUUUUGUAUGACAUUGUUGCGCUCCUUGUCGCGACCAAUGCGACCUCGGCGGUCUUUUGCCUCGUUCUCUCGACGUGUUGUGCCGGCGCCCUCCUUCAUUGGCGCCACGACACGAGAGGCGCGACCCUUCAUAACCAGCGCACCCCGUCGUCGUCCAAGAAGGCCAGCAAGCGCAAAGAUCGAAAGGCCCGGCCCGCAGUUUUGAGUCCUCGCCGCGCGCCCACGUCACCCCGCGUAGCUCUAGUGUCGCCGCCGUCGACCCCGAAACUUGCCGAAGUCCGCAUGAGCACCACCGCCGAGCUCCCAUAUUCGCCACCCGCCCGCACUGUUAUCCCGGCACCGAGUCCCGUGGUCAUCAAGACCAUCCAUGAGCAACGAUUGCCGGAGGUCCGUCCAGCCCACGCCGUCAAGUAUCACAGAAGCCCACGCGAGGUCCGCAGUCCGAACCCCUCCAUGUCCAUGAACACGGUCCCGAGACUCCCCGUAAUCAAGUGCACGAAAGAGAAGAGCAGCAGCCAGCCCCGCACUGCGCCAACACCCAAACGCGAGAGGAUGGCACCGUGUGCUGAGCAAACGAGCGACGACGGCGCGAGCAGCAGCAACAACAACAACAACGAUUGCAGUAUCACAUCUGCCAACAUGACCUACGACUAUGACACCAAGGACUACCAUGAAAACAUAAAGAACGGGGAUGUGGCGCGCGCCUCGUCGCAGCCAUGCGACGAACCCCAGCGCGAAGAAGACGACGACAAUGCAGUAUUUAGAGCCACCGACGAGCCGCCAGCCACAGAGACCAACAAGCAGCCAGCGGACGAGCCACGAGCCAGCGAGAUCGACGAGCCAACAGCUACAGAAGAAGCGCGUGCCACCGAGAUCAACGAGCAGCUCGCCACAGAAACGGGCGACAUGCCGAGUCAGAAUGAAGCGAUUCGCGAGCCUCGAGGCGGCGCGGCGCCAGAGAUCGAUGUGCCGCUCACGAAGCCCCAGCUCUUUGCGUUUCUCGCCAAGCCCAAGCUGACAGUGCCCGACAUUCGACGCCACGUCGCAUCCGGCGCGAUCGACGAUGCGAUGGUGACGAGCAUGCCGCCGGCCGAGUUUGCGGCCGCCAAGAUCCCGCAGCUCGUCGUGCGCAUGCUCUUUAUCACGAUCAUGUCGAUGCGCCCGCGCGCGGUGUCGCCGCCGCCGACCUUCGCGCGGUCGACCUCAGCCCACGUGGCACCGCCCCCGGGCUUUGCCGCGAUCGGGACGCCGCCGCGUACGUACCACGCGCCGCCGCGCAGCCGAUCGUUCCCGGUUACCAAGGGGCCGAGCGUCCAGGAGCUGAACCACAUGUACGAGCGCGACAUGGAGCGCAUUUCGAACCAAAUGACGAUGAACGUCCUGGAUUGAAGCGACCUCCGUAAUGCACACGUCGUCCCUUGUUGUUCCAAGUUCUUUGUGCUCUUUCU